AUUCAAGAUGGCGACCAUAGUGAGGGUGAAACGGAGAAGGUACGAAGAUCCUGCCGAAAAUAUUGUUCUUUCGUGUAAAAAACUCAAAUCAGACAUAGCUGAUACUAGUAAACAUGAGACAGAUGGUUGUGAGAGUUAUCUGAAGUUUGCUGGGACUGUCAUAUCGAAGGAUGAAGUUAUUUCAAAGCACAUCAAAGAUGCAAUAAGAAAAGAAAAACUACAAAGAGAAUACAAAAGUCAUCAACCAGGUGCUCUACCCAGAAGUAGACGGCAUAAAAAGGAGUCCUCAAAAGCCAACAGAUUUAAGAUAACGUCAUCUUUCCGAGCUUUAGACCUUGCAGCCCUUGAUAAGGAAUGUGAUGAUUGUGUAGAAAAGAAAAUAUCCCCACUGAAGUCCACUGAUGUAUGUGACAUUUGUAAAAAAGAAAGUGCAAAACAUUCAGAGAGCAAAACAAGCAUAAAUGCUUCAGAAAAUUGUGAAAAAGAACUAGAUUUGUGUAACUGUAGAAAAAAUGUCACUGUAAAUUCUGCAGAAGGGGUUGAAAAAGAACAGAGAAAUUUACAUGAAGCAAGUUCAGUAGCCAAUGGUGCACAGUCAGCUGAAAAAGUUUAUCACCUGUAUGAUGUAGAAGUCAAUCAGUCAAAUCUACCAACUUUUGAGUCCUUAAUUCAGGAAGCUCAAAAUGCUAGUCUUGUUACGUGUAAUUCCGAACAAAUGGUACAUGAACAAGUACCACAAGAAAAGGAAGAGGACUAUGUUUAUGAUCUUUACUACACGAACAGCAGAGAUUUCAAUCUCCAAUUAUUCGAGAGCUCCCUGUCAAUUCACUCCUUAUAUGCAGACAAUCUUGAGUAUGGAUAUAAUGGUGAGGAGGACCAUGAAAUAUAUGAGGAUGAGGAUGAUGAAAAUGAGGAAAGUAACUGGAGGAAUGAUUACCCUGAUGAGGAUCCAAGGUUCAUAGAAGAAGAGGAGGACGUAGAUUUUGUGUAUGGAAAUGGUGUUGAUGAUUACCAGGCAUUUGGUUAUGAAGACAGAGGCCUUGUUGAGUGGAUGUCAUCUAGGUGCAAUAUAGAAGAUGAAAGUGAUGAAUCAUCAAAUGAUGAUACAGAUGAUGAAAAUCCAACAGGGUAUGGGCAUUACAAACAGCGGGUGAUGAGGGAGUUAGAAAUUGAUAAUUCAUAAUCAAACUGAUAAGUUAAUAAGAAAAAAUUUUAAUGUAAAAAUCAUGAUGUAUUUUAUCUGUGAGACACUGUCCAUAUCAUUCUUCUUGUAAAAAUGCAAACUUCAAGAGAUACUGUUUUACAAAAUUCAGUGUGCAUGCAUCUGUGUAUAAAUAUUUGUUUUUUUUAUGCUCGAAAUAUUUUUUAUUCCGCCUCAAAAUAUGGCAAGUAUAUUUACGUUUAUCUCAAAUACCACUUAAAGAGAUUUAAUUUUUAUUUUAUAAUCAAGAUUUUCAUAAGAUAUUGUAACAGUAUGUGCAAAUUCCCUACUACAAUACUUAAUUUUAAUUUCUUUAUUGCAUAAUACACCCAUAUGGGUCAAGUGAUACAAUCCAACAUAACCCCCCCCCCCCCCCCCCAGAGAACAAUGAAUGUAUGUAUACAAUUAGGUAUAUAAGUAAUUUACUCCUAAUAUACUACACUGAUGUGGACCUUUUAUUUCUUAAUUCUAAUAAGUUUUAUAAAAGUGCAAACAGCCUGUAAUAAUGUAAAUUAGUAAUAGGAAGUGUUUUUUUCCAGGAACUGUUGUUUGUAAUCAUGUAACAAAUUACAUCUUUUACCAUGUGCAAUGCAUACUUGUGAAUUUGAAGUUGUAAAAUGCAAUGUAAUAUUGUUCUUGUAUACAUAUUUAUGAAAUAAAAAUGUAAAUUUC
This is a messenger RNA of Saccostrea echinata, 1873 nucleotides long. RefSeq names its product probable RNA polymerase II nuclear localization protein SLC7A6OS. Lineage: Eukaryota; Metazoa; Mollusca; Bivalvia; Ostreida; Ostreidae. The transcript is spliced from 5 exons. Bases 8 to 1183 code for a protein of 391 amino acids. The record is from RefSeq and is a predicted model, not a curated record. Gene Ontology annotation, biological process: developmental process.